Messenger RNA from Dentiscutata heterogama, 232 nucleotides. The record is from the annotation of a GenBank genome assembly. NCBI's taxonomy places the organism in Eukaryota, Fungi, Glomeromycota, Glomeromycetes, Diversisporales, Gigasporaceae.
AAAAUCAGUUAUAAUGUCUGCUGAAAACUCCAAUCAGUCCUUGGUUACAACUCAAAAAGUUCUCGACGAGUUAAUGAGCAAAUGUAAUUUCCUUGCCGUAGAUGAGCUUGCGAAUCUUUUGAAUUCUGUCACUGAAAUGAAUAUUCUAGCAAAUACAGUCGAAGAAAGAUUGUAUGGCCCUGUUUAUUUUUCCUUCGGAGAAGACAUUUUUUCUAUCAAUGAGAUUUUCUUA